Molecule: messenger RNA, 4761 nt
Organism: Lotus japonicus
Lineage: Eukaryota; Viridiplantae; Streptophyta; Magnoliopsida; Fabales; Fabaceae
Product: pentatricopeptide repeat-containing protein At3g22470, mitochondrial-like
Exons: 8
Coding region: 79-2028 (649 amino acids)
Molecular function (GO): protein binding
Source: RefSeq, a predicted model, not a curated record
GUCGUUUUUGCUGGUCUCACCAUCUCAAAUGCUCAACACGCCGUCCCUCCCUACCCUGGUUUGUAAAACGAAUGGAGCAUGUUGCCGUCGUUCGGAGCAGCGCGUCACCGAAACAUGAACACCAUACUCCGCCAUAGUCAAACCCGUUGCAUCCCCACCUUCCUCACCCUUCUCCUCUAUUCCCCUCGUCCAAUCUCCACCUCCACCACCACCACCACCCCCGCCGCCGCAGUUUCCUCAUUCCACCGCAUGCUCAACUCGCACCCUCCCCCACGCAUCCUCGAGUUCAACAAGCUCCUAACCACCCUCGUCAAAUCAAAGCAUUACCCCACCGCCAUCUCACUCUGUUCCAAAAUGGAGCUCAGAGGAAUCACCCCUUGUGUCAUCACCCUCACCAUCUUGAUCACGUGCUUCUGUCACGUGGGUCGCGUGGCCCUCGCGUUCUCCGUGCUCGGGAAGAUUCUCAAACGGGGGUAUUAUCCAUUUGAUGCUGUGACCUUGAACGCGCUCAUCAAAGGGAUUUGUGUGAGUUGUGGGGUUUUGAGAGCGGUGAAGGUUCAUGAUGAACUGUUUUCGAAAGGGUUUCGGUUCAAUGAGGUUACUUAUGGGAUUUUGAUUGAUGGGUUCUGUGAAGCGGGGCGAAUAAGGGAAGCUAUUGCGGUUCUGAGGGCAAUAGAGACAUGGGGUAGGGAUGAUUUAAGGCCUAAUGUUGUUAUGUAUAGCACCAUUAUUAAUGGUUUGUGUAGAGAUGGGUUUGUGAAUGCGGCAUGGGAUUUGUAUCGUGAAAUGGUUGCGAACAAGGUUUCUCCGAAUGGUUUCACUUAUGGGUCUUUGAUUCAUGGGUUGUGUGGUGCGGGGCGGCUGGAAGAAGCUAUUGAAUUGCUGGAUGAGAUGUUGCGGGAGGGCAUACGCGUAAGUGUUCAUAUCGUCACUGUUUUGGUUGAUGCAUUGUGUAAAAACGGGAGGGUGCUUGACGCACGGUAUCUGUUUGAUGAAAUGAUUCAAAGAGGUUAUGAACCUAACAUUGUUACUUUCACCGCUUUGAUGCGCGGGUAUUGUUUAAAUAAUGACGUGGAUGAGGCAAGAAAGCUGUUUGAUAAGGCUGUUCGGUGGGGUAUUGUGCCUGAUGUUCAGAUUUUUACCGUCUUGAUCGAUGGAUAUUGCAAGGUUGAAAGAUUAGGUGAUGUGAAGAAUCUCUUAUGCGAAAUGUACCGCAGGAACUUGGUUCCGAACCUUGUGACUUGGAAUUCUCUGAUUAAUUGCUUUUGCAAAUUGGAAGGAGUCUUGAGUGCUCGGGAGGUUCUUAAGGAAAUGAAUGCUAGAGGUCUGUCCCCUGAUAUUUUCACUUAUACUACCUUAUUAGAUGCUUUAUGCAAAAGCAAACAUCUUGAUACGGCGAUAACAUUAUUCAACCAACUGAUUAAAAGGGGUUUCUCACCUGAUGUUUGGAGUUACACCAUCAUGAUUAAUGGAUAUUGCAAGAGUGAAAGGAUAGAUGAUGCCAUGAAUCUUUACAAAAAAAUGCUUCAAAAACAUUUGGUUCCUCAUAUUGUAACUUACACUUCUCUCAUUGAUGGCUUGUGCAGAUCUGGGGGAAUCUCAGCUGCGUGGGAGCUUCUCAAUAAGAUGCACCAUAAUGGUCUGCCCCCUGAUAAUAUCACGUACAGUAUCUUGUUAGAUGCUUUAUGCAAAAGUGAACGUCUUGAACAGGCAAUUUCAUUGUUUAACCAAAUGAUCGAAAGGGGUUUGGCACCUGAUGUUCGGAGUUAUACCAUCAUGAUUCAUGGAUAUUGCAAGAGUGAAAGGAUAGAUGAAGCCAUGAAUCUUUUCAACGAAAUGCUUCAAAAAAAAUUGGUUCCUGAUACAGUAACUUACAUUUGUCUUGUUGAUGGCUUGUGCAAAUCUGGGAGAAUCCCAUAUGCACGGCACCUUGUUAAUGUGAUGUAUAACGAUCGUCCACCCCCUGAUGUUAUCAAUCACCUAGACGCACAUCACACCAGUCAUUACCUUGUUUCAGCGCAUUGUUGAGGCUGACAGAGGAACUGCACUUAGCACCAGUCAUUAUGAGUAUAGAUAACUGUGCUUGCUGACAGUUUGUAUGAAGUUGGAAACUGCAUGUGAUUUUCCAAACAUCUUUUGAUUAAAGGAUGUUGUCCUGUCCAGAAGUCCAAAAAUUUGCCACCAUUAUCAACGGAGUCUGACAAUAGAGAUUGUUUUGAUCAAGCAGUGGACCGGCUUUAAAAGGUCGGGAAUAAAACGGUUGCUUCUGAAAGGGUAUAACUUUUGGAUAAAGUAAAUCUUGCUAUUCUGAAAAUCAAAACAAGACUGAAAAGUGGAGAAACUUCUUCAUGAAGUUGUUGUCAGAGGUCAUGUAAGAUGAUAAAAUGAGAUGAUUUUUAUUGCAGUGGGCUGAACCUCAUUAACCUGGACAUUUACCACCCGGCCGGAUUCCACUCUUCAGUGCUGACUGGCUAUGGAGCCUAAGACUCUCUUACGGUGCUAGAAGCUGAAAAACACAGUUAGAUGAGGCACUCACCAUGAAGCCAUUGAAUAACUCAUCAAAGCAGCUCAUGUUGACAAGGGCUACCUAGUCUUUCCCUACCACCCCAAUUCCAAAUUUCUUGCAAAAUCACAAGCUAUUAAUUAUGCUCUAUUCUACUCAAGUCCACAGCUUGAGCCUCAUGUUCAGGAGAAAGGACUGGGAAAGUUUCUAAUGCGACUUUAUUAAGCUUACGUCUCAAAAGAAGAGCUGCAUUGGUGCUUGCUAUCAUGCUAGCUGUUCAAAAGGAAAACUUACCAGAUAUGAAUUUCAACAUUAGUAAGCUGAGGUUCAAGGGUUUCGUGGUGUCUUCUGGUGCGACGGUGGUGGAGGAAACCAUAGCCGUCAGCGGUGGCUUUUAUUCACCGGGGCGAUGGUGGCGGAGGUCGACUUUCUAACGGCAUGAGCGACGGUGGUGUGCAUCGAAGAUUCAUGGGCGUGGGCAGAGGAGAUGAUGAUGAAGACCGAGGGAGAGAAUCGAUUUGUUUCGCAGGUGCUUCCAACCAGAUAUGGAGGAAAAACUAUGGUGCAUUGGAGGAGAGGGAGACAGAGUGAGCAGUUAACUGAGAGUUAACGGAGGUAGUGAGAGUAAAAUAACCCACAUGUCAUACUCUCAUUGGAGAACAGUAGUAACAGCACUUAUAGUACUGUACUCAAGUUUUACCCAUUAAAAAAACUGAAAAAAACGAGCCGAAAGCCAGAACUUGAUAUAUUUUUUCAAGGAGAGGGUCAGUCACUCAUUCUAAGUUUUAAGAUCUACAUACAUAUAGUAGACUGCUAUAUAAGGGUAUGUUUUCUCAUGUAAUGACAUGCUUAUUUGCGCAAAUCCUGGACUUAUCAAUCACUUAUAUGAUUUUAAUUUCUAAAUAUAUAGUGAUAAUCUUUGUUAGCUUGUUUGCUAUCAUGAUUAAACAUUUUUUUUUUGAAAUGGCUUUCAUGAUUAAACAUAAAGUAGGAACAAUGUGGUCAUUACAGUGCUUCCUAUAUCUAUUAGUAAAAAGUUAAGGAUAUUUGCAGGUCAUGCCACUGUUUUGAAGAGUGGUUAUAUAGGUAAGAGUUUAUCCCUGUCCUAGCUAUAGAACCAAUGCAGUUAGAGUUAGCUCAAGGUCUGUUAGAGCCAGUUAGUUAGUUGGGCGGGUAACUGUCUCCUAUGUGCAAUCCUAUGUGGUGGAUGCGAUUAGAGAUAACUCAAGUCUGUUAGAGUCAGUUAGUUACUUGGGCGGGUAACCGUCUCCUAUGUGCAAUCCUACGCGGUGGUUAAAUUGAAAUGCUAGUGUGAGAAAGCCUUUACAAACAAGUAGCUAGUAGCUACAAUGAACUCCUAUAUCAGGAUCAAUUUUAUUUAUGAUAUUAAACACAGGGAUAUUGAAUAAAUGCAGAAUUACUUGUAAUGUCUUUGCUUUUGAAUCACCAAUGAGGGGGUAUGCUUCCUCCCAAAAAAAACAACGAGCAUAUCUUUGUUUGGCUUCCCUAUUCGUUCUCUCGUAAAAAGUAAAGGAGAAAUACUAAUGCUGAUCCAGAUUGUCAAACUAAUCACGUUCACGGAAUUCUGCUACCAUAUGCUUGCCUAAAACCUCGUUUGAAAAUAGCACCACGGGAACUCAAAUCUCUUGGAUGAAAUGCCUCUUGUAACAUUUUGAAUCAUCUACAAUUUGCUGCUACCUUGAUGUCAGCUUUGAACAUUGCUCGUACAGGUCUAUGAUCCGAAAGCUUUGACUCACUCCUGCAGUAUUGUGUUUGCUUCAUUCCCUUUCCAAACCAUAUUAUUCGAUCACACCUGCAGUACCUUCUUGUGGUUAGAGUAUCCCCUACUUGCUAAUGGCUCAUAUGGGCACGUCUCUUUUUGCUCAUGUGUUGCUGGUCACAACCUAUGUAAUCUUUAGAGUUCGGGUGGUACUUGUAUGUAGGUGGAAACUCUAUCGCUCCUUCAUGCCAACCUCGGAAUACAUGGCCUUCCGUGAGCUCCUUCUUUAGCUAUAUAUAAUUUGCAAAGUAUUAUACCUUGAACUCCGAAAAAUAUGGUAACUAACUAAUUAAACCAAAACUAUUGCAAUGCAAACCUGGUCUUGUUUCAACAAGGUUUCCCACUCUCUUCUCUUGAUCAAUGACUGUGUUUCAGAGUCUGGCAUAUAGAUCCUGUAGUUCAAGUCGCCUAGCCAGACAACUCGGCUGCAUGUGACAGAUACCCAUUUCAGAUGGAGUUCUAUUGUAUGUAUUCAACU